AUGGCAUGUGGCAUUGCAGGCAGCUUCAGCCAGCAUGACUCAGAGGAGACUCAACCAAUACUUGCAGACAUGACGUGCCUGGCAUGGGAGGGGCUGCUGCCAGCAUGCAGCAUCAUGGAAGCCAUCACCUUCUGCAGAGAUGAAGUAGCACGUGGUGUCUGCCCCUGGGCUGCUGUGUCUGUGUGGGGCUUCGUGGAUGCUCCUCUGUCAUGGCUGGGGACGGAGCAUGGCCGUGGACCAGGCAUGGGUGGCGAGAAUGAUUACAUCCUGCUUGUGCUGCCAGGGGACCAGUAUGUCCUCUUUGUGUCAGCAGGCGAGGGCGAUGGUGACCGGGCGCCCAGCCACGGUGGCACCCAGGAGUGUGUGGGCGUCCGAUCCGCGCACAACUAA
This is a messenger RNA of Coccomyxa subellipsoidea C-169, 390 nucleotides long. RefSeq lists its product as hypothetical. Gene Ontology annotation, biological process: endonucleolytic cleavage in ITS1 to separate SSU-rRNA from 5.8S rRNA and LSU-rRNA from tricistronic rRNA transcript (SSU-rRNA, 5.8S rRNA, LSU-rRNA); tRNA 5'-leader removal; tRNA 3'-end processing. Lineage: Eukaryota; Viridiplantae; Chlorophyta; Trebouxiophyceae; Coccomyxaceae. Gene Ontology annotation, cellular component: multimeric ribonuclease P complex; ribonuclease MRP complex. Bases 1 to 390 code for a protein of 129 amino acids. The record is from RefSeq and is a predicted model, not a curated record. The transcript has 3 exons. Gene Ontology annotation, molecular function: ribonuclease P activity; ribonuclease MRP activity.